Messenger RNA from Episyrphus balteatus (marmalade hoverfly), 839 nucleotides. RefSeq names its product pickpocket protein 28-like. The coding region runs from base 21 to 839 and encodes 272 amino acids. Gene Ontology annotation, molecular function: ligand-gated sodium channel activity. Gene Ontology annotation, cellular component: membrane. The transcript is spliced from 4 exons. The record is from RefSeq and is a predicted model, not a curated record. NCBI's taxonomy places the organism in Eukaryota, Metazoa, Arthropoda, Insecta, Diptera, Syrphidae. Gene Ontology annotation, biological process: sodium ion transmembrane transport.
UAUGUCGACCAAGACUCGAAAUGCGCUCUGUUGGGCGCCAUUUUGCCAAUGCAUCAGACUUGAUUAUGGCAAUGUUAAAGUUAGCUCCAAUAUUCAAUGAAACUAUGAACGACUGUUAUUGGAAACGUACAAAUUUCGAAUGUGACGAAUAUUUCGAUUAUACUUUGACUGAUGAAGGAAUCUGUUAUUCAUUUAAUUCACUUAAAUCUGCACAUUAUCGGACUGAAUUAUACAACUCACGAAGAAAAGAAUUUAUCGGUUACAAUUUCGACAAUGACAGAAAUUUAGAUUGGGAUUUAGAAAAUGGUUACAACAAACAAGCUAAUGAAGAGACUUUCCCUAAGCGUGUCUUGGGAGAUGGAGAACUCGAAAGUCUGAUUUUAUUUAUAACAGAUAGCAAACAAAACAAUGAAUUUAUGUGUAGAAAUGGCGUUCAUGGUUUCAAAAUAAUACUUCAUACUCCUGGAGAGGAGCCAAAUGUGUCGAAAAAGUUUGUCAGCAUUCCUUACGAUCAAACAGCUGUGAUAACAAUUAAUCCGCAAAUUGUGAGUACUUCAGAUGGAUUGGAGGAUUAUGAUCCAGAAAGACGCCAAUGUUACUAUCAGAAUGAACGUUAUUUGAGGUAUUUUACGGUCUAUACUAAGGUUAAUUGCGAGUUGGAAUGUCUUGCAAAUCAAACCCUUGCUAAAUGUGGAUGUGUCAAAUUUGCAAUGCCAAGUAAACUUUACUUUUUAAACAUUGAAUAUAAAGCAGAAGUUGAACAUCAAGUUGAUAUUAAUGUAAUGGAAACUGCAACAGCUUUUAGAGAAGAAGACUUGGAUUUUUUACUUGAGAAGUAA